This is a messenger RNA of Drosophila busckii, 3300 nucleotides long. RefSeq lists its product as uncharacterized. Gene Ontology annotation, cellular component: Cul4-RING E3 ubiquitin ligase complex. The transcript has 7 exons. Gene Ontology annotation, biological process: protein ubiquitination. NCBI's taxonomy places the organism in Eukaryota, Metazoa, Arthropoda, Insecta, Diptera, Drosophilidae. The record is from RefSeq and is a predicted model, not a curated record. Bases 153 to 2780 code for a protein of 875 amino acids.
GACUGUUGUAACUAUCGAUUGAAAUAAACGAAUCACAAGCAGCGACUACAUUUUUUCGUUCAAUUGAGCGUGUCGAACGAUUGAUAUAUUAAUCGACAGCCGUAGAAGAAACAUAUAAAUUAAUGAAGGCUGAUGUUAAAGUCUGAAAAUCUAUGGAGCCUGAUUACCGCAGCUUCGGAGAGACAUUUUCAGGAGUAUCUUCGGAUGAUGAUGACAUAUCCGUGGUUGACAGUUCCGAUGAAGAUAAUGAGUUGCUACUAUCUAAUAUGCAUAAAAAUAACAAUGCACCGAAAAUGCGAGCAAAUUUUGUGAAAUUGUUGUAUGACAGAGAGCGGACCGGAUUUUUCUCUGGCAAAUCGCGAUCGAGCCGAAUACAGGAACUUCCAUACGAGAGGGUACCCAAUAGGUUAAAGAUAUAUCUAAAGGAUACAUUAAACAACAUUGGUGAGGGGCAUGUAUUCAUGGGACUUACAGCUUGUGGCCAAUAUAUGAUCAGCUAUCGAGUUGUAUGUAACGACAACACAUCGCUCAAUCAUUAUUCGUUUAAUGUGGGUUACAAAUAUACUCUAUACCUUUGGAUUUUUCAACCUCACAAAAAGUUGCGAUACUGCUUCUCUCGCCGGCUUUUCGAUGAUCAUGUUGUUGACAAUUUAAAAUCUGUUACAGUUACGCAGUGGAAAAAUGCAGAUAAACAAAUUUUAGUGGUGCAUGGAGCAUCAAUAGAUGAGAGUGAAGAAAGCUAUAUAACAUUUGUAAGAGUUCCUAAACUAGGCUGUGUGGAGUGUAAGAAAAUAAACGACGACGGUCCUUAUUCAUUUUUCAAAUCUCACUGUCUCAAUUGCCAUUUGACAGUUCACACUAAAUAUUCUUCCACUGAAACGGACCCACGUUUUGAACCAAAUAUUAAUUUAAUCUGCCCUGAGCGCAUUAUUAUUAUUGCUAAUGGAUUCAUGCAUAUGUUGCGUAUUGAUAUGGAUACGCUGUCCACGUCCAGCACAAGCUGCGUACCACAGCAAAACCAUAACCUUACGUCCACACAGCAGAACUUGAUAAUGCCACGACUAUCACUGUCGUGCGAAGAAGAACGGUGCUCUGUACAAAUCAUUGCCUCUGACACUGGCUCUAAUCACAGCGUUGUAGCGCGUAUAAUUGCUGAUUUUAGUGAUAUUGAAACAGUGGACACUCAGCGCAGUAAUUACAACCAGGAACAGAGCGUCUCUUAUGAUAAAGUGAAUGUCGGAUCCAAAUGCAAGACUAGCAUAUCAAUUACAACCAAAAAUAGACUUGUAAGCAAUGAUUCUACACCAGAGGCCAAAAAAAGGAAUCAACCCAUUGUGACUAAGUCCUAUAGAAACGGAAUAACAACUAUUGAUAUGGAACAUAAAAAAAUUUCCAAUACCAUCCCGGAUAAAUUGGGUACAUACGAAUUCUCCGAAGAUAACGAAAAAUGUGAAAAGAUAUCCCUGUUUCGAAAACGUCGUUUGGCAGAUAAAAAGUAUGAGUUUUCCGAAGACAACUCUGAGAAUAUUAUACCGUUUACUAAAAUUCGUUCAGCUGGACGCUCUACAUUUGGCCCUUCCGUGUGCAGUUCCACGACUCAACGUAAUCUACAUCGAUUUUCUCCCACAACGCAUUUUUUCCACAAUUCUCCUUGUGCUUCACCGUCCUCUUCGCCACAUCCAACUCAAGCUACCCAUACAGCUCCUUUGCAUUUAGGAUUCCGUUCGCCUCCGUCCAGUUCAAAUUUGAUGCGUUCGCCAAGUCGAAAUGCCAAUGGUUCAAAUAUAAACGUUCAAAUAUACACUCAAAAGUCACCACCUCUAUCGCAGGCAACACAGCAGAUGCUAAGCUACAAACCUCUUGGUCCUUUGGGUGCACUAUCGCCAUUGCAAGUUUCCAUGGCAAAAAGAUUCGAAAUUGGCGGAUCAAUAUCACCAAAUGCAAGCUUAUCUAUUUUAUCACCACGUAGAGAUGAACAACGUAUUGUCGAAAUGCCAGUGCAAGGCGGAGUUAUGCCUGAAAAACCUAUAUGUACCAAAAAAUUGCGGCGUCGAUAUGUAGAUGAGGAUGAUGCCACAUCUGUUAUUACAAGUGAAGAAGAUGAUUGCAUUUCCCCUGGCUACCAUACAUCGCUGCCAAUGGAAGUACAUGGCUCAUGUUAUUCGGAAAUGCAAAUGAUUUCGAAUGCGUCGUUUCAACGCUUAAGUUGUAAAAGUGUUGUUAUAACACAGCAUUCGUUUGAUCUUGAGACAUUUACAUAUUAUGUCAUUAGUAUGCUCUGUCAAAAGCAUCAGAAGAUUUACAAUGUAUUCUAUGACUGGGCGUAUGAAAUUAUUAAUGUAUGUCCACUCAGCCAUACAAUAAGCUGUUUACUUAUGGCUCAAUUCUCAGCCAGAGAUCAAAUGCCUACCACUCCUAUAAAUUGUUUAUACUGCACUGGUUGUACGGGAUGUGUAUUUCACAAUCGUCAAUAUGAAUGUCGGAUACUUUUUACAUGGAAUAUGGAUAGCGGUCAGUGGCAGGUACUCGAUUAUGGCGAGCUCAAAGAAAUUAACGAGCUGUUUAGUCCACUUAAGCGACUAGGCAAAUCAAGACUAACAUUUGCACAGGUUGCUAGAAAUAUGGCUCAGGAAAUUGCGUCUAGUCUUAAUCGCUUGCCUGAUUAUACAAGCAAUUUGCGUGUGCUUACGUCUGAUAUAAAAAAAUCAAAAUUAUCUAUUUGUGAUUUUGAUAACAUGGUCGAAUUUUAUUUGAAGCGAAAUAACUUUGAGAUGAUUUAAAAACACAAAUAGCAGCUGUCCAAAUAUUUAUAAUUAAAGUACAGUCAAGGAAGUUUAAUUUGCACAUGCUUUAGACUUACUUUAGGCUUUUCUUUGAUUGCGUUUAGUGAUUCCGACUUUAACUCGUAAAAUUAAAUUUCUCAACCUGUUUCAACCUUACUUGUUAAUUUUAGUAGUAUGAAAACAGCUUAAAGGUGUAAUACAUAAAAUUGAUAUCAAAUAACAUGAAAAUAAAUUCUUCUAUUUUUAUUAAAUUAGUGAAUUUAAAUUACGCUGCAAGCAUUUCCUCGCAAAUUUUCGAGGUUCCACAGGACUUUGAGUGAUUUCAUUUUUAUUUUUUUCGUAAUCCAUUUUAAUUGUAUUUAUUAUAUGUAAGAAUUUAUGUUGUAUGUCGAAUAAAAAAUGAAUCUAUGCAUUUGAGUUUUGGCAUGAAACAAUAAAAGUAACUCAACAAUUCUAUGACAGUGGCACGCCUACCCUGACUGCGAAAUCGAGAUUAAACUAUGUGGCACUAUCGGAC